Messenger RNA from Dreissena polymorpha, 499 nucleotides. RefSeq names its product BTB/POZ domain-containing protein KCTD7-like. The record is from RefSeq and is a predicted model, not a curated record. Gene Ontology annotation, biological process: protein homooligomerization. The coding region runs from base 146 to 499 and encodes 117 amino acids. The transcript is spliced from 3 exons. NCBI's taxonomy places the organism in Eukaryota, Metazoa, Mollusca, Bivalvia, Myida, Dreissenidae.
AUAGCGCAUAUCAGCAUACUAGCGAGAUUUCGCUACUGAACACAUUCACUUUGGCACGUUCGCACUACUGUGCAAUAUAUUUCUAACACCAUCUCUGAGGAGGAUUAGCGGAGAAGACCUCAGGAACUUCCUUACUCUGGACAUAAUGGCGGAUACGAUUUCCAGUGUUGUUGAUUUAAAUGUGGGCGGGACCCACUUCACCACAACACUUUCCACUCUCACCAAAUACCCCGACAGCAUGUUGGCGGCCAUGUUUAGCGGACGUCACGUGAUCAACAAAGACAAAGAUGGCCGAUAUGUAAUCGACUGUGACGGCACAGUAUUUAAACAUAUCCUGGAGUUCCUUUGCUUCGGAACGCUCCCAACUGGCGAAGUGGCUGGGGCCGUGCACAGAUCUCCGAUUAACGUUUUCUUGUGUAUUGAGAAUACACGGUUGCUGUCUAGACAAACACGCAUAUAUGUCAAGGUGACCAAGACACUACCCAAGUACCGAACUUAA